GCCACGAACGGCGAAUUGCACACUUAACCAAUGAAUAACAAUGAGAAGAAGAAGAAGAAGAAGAAGAAAUGUAUCUUGAUCAUGAUAUGUUUAAUAGCAUAUGCAUGUGCAAGCUUCUCGUAUCCGUCACGGCCCCACUCCCUCCCUUGGGAAGAGAUUGUUUUUGGUGGUGGGUAGAAUUUUGAGCGGUUGUUAAUGGGAUCCUUCUUCCUCCCCCACCUCUUGCUGGCCCCAAAACAACAAACCAAAUCCAAAUCCUGCAAUUAAGAUAAUCGAAUCAAUCGCUCUCCCAAAAAAAAAAACCCAACUUUUCCCCUCUGCAUGUGCAGAGUGCUUUCUUUCGAUCGAUUUCGUGUAUCAGCUUCUUGGCCGGCUGUCCUUAACUCGAUCGCAAUACCCUUCUUCCCCCCUUAGCUUCCUAGAUAACGCUAGACGAGCCCACUCUUUCUGUUUUUUUGCUUAUAAAUACUGCCCAUUUCCCCUCCUCUGUUUCAUCACAACUAAAACAGAGUACUCUGUUUCAACACAACUAAAACAGAGCACAACACAAAACCCACAAAGGACACCAAAAAUGGCAGCUCGUUCUAUCACAUUCUCAUUCUCCCCUCUUACCCUCUUCUGCUUCCUCUUCUCCCUGACGAUUCUUGAUCGUGUUUCAUCUGAUUACGGCGGCUGGCAGUCCGCCCACGCCACCUUCUACGGCGGUGGUGAUGCCUCUGGCACCAUGGGAGGGGCGUGCGGGUACGGGAACCUGUACAGCCAAGGCUACGGAACCAACACGGCGGCGCUGAGCACGGCGCUGUUCAACAACGGGCUGAGCUGCGGAGCCUGCUUCGAGAUGCGGUGCGUGAACGACCCGCAAUGGUGCCUCCCUCGCUCCAUCAUCGUCAGCGCCACAAACUUCUGCCCGCCGAACCCGGCCCUGCCCAACAACAACGGAGGGUGGUGCAACCCGCCGCUGCAGCACUUCGACCUGGCCCAACCCGCGUUCCUCCAAAUCGCCAAAUUUCACGCCGGAAUCGUGCCCGUCUCGUUCCGCAGGGUUCCCUGCUGGAAAAAGGGAGGGAUCAGGUUCACGAUCAACGGCCACUCCUACUUCAACCUGGUGCUGGUGACGAAUGUUGGAGGCGCAGGGGACGUGAAGUCGGUGUGGGUGAAAGGGUCGAGGACUGGGUGGCAGGGGAUGUCGAGGAAUUGGGGCCAGAAUUGGCAGAGCAAUGCUUACCUCAAUGGACAGAGUCUCACCUUUUCAGUCACUACUAGUGAUGGGAAGACUGUUACUAGUAACAACGUCGUUCCUGCUGGUUGGCAGUUUGGGCAAACUUUCGAAGGCUUCCAGUUUUAGAAGAAAUGGGAAAUGAACUUUUACAGUUCGGCAGUGAGAAUUUUAGUGUCUGUAUUAUAUAUAAAAUGUGUGUACUGCUAGAUUAAGGUUUGUGUGGAUAGUUAGGCUUGAGGUUUGCUCUUUGAUUUGUGAGGAAUUUUGGGCUAGCUGAGGUGUCUAAAGUUUAGCACCCGCUCUCAGCCUUCUAAAUUCCUCUUUUUUUUUUUUUUUUUUUUUGGGUUUUACUAGAAAAGUUACACUUGUGUCGUAUCGCAAGAUAAUAAUUUAUGUUAGUGUGGUUGUAUUGUGAAAAAAGUUGUGGAAUUAAAAGCGUUGAACUCAUGAAAGAGUGAGUUAUGUAAUAACAAUUUUAUAUAUAUUUCCACUUCAUUACAUACUUCUAUCUCAAAUUUAUCG
Messenger RNA from Linum tenue, 1741 nucleotides. Lineage: Eukaryota; Viridiplantae; Streptophyta; Magnoliopsida; Malpighiales; Linaceae. The record is from the annotation of a GenBank genome assembly.